Messenger RNA from Musca domestica (house fly), 1187 nucleotides. RefSeq lists its product as uncharacterized. The transcript has 3 exons. NCBI's taxonomy places the organism in Eukaryota, Metazoa, Arthropoda, Insecta, Diptera, Muscidae. The coding region runs from base 276 to 821 and encodes 181 amino acids. The record is from RefSeq and is a predicted model, not a curated record.
UUUCUCAAGAUAAAUAUCAAUUACCAAUUCUCCAGCCAAGCAUAAACUUGCAAAUCAAAAUCCAUUUUUGCAAAUAUUUUACAUCCUUCUAGUCGAAAAUAUCGAAUAGCCUGACUUGUGUGCGAGAGUGUGAGUGUGUUCAAGCCAGCCGAGACAGGAAAGCCGGACGUAGAACGAAACGAAUCGAAAAAUAACGAAACCAAAUAAAAUCACAAAGGCACGAAAUUGAGAAAUUUCCUCUUGAAAUUGAAAGUCUAAUUUUAGUGCUACUAAAAAUGGUACGUGGGACAUUCCAAAUAAUGGCCAUUAUCUUGGCCUGUGGCCUAGCUCACUCGGCGAUUGCCGGUGUUGCUGUAACUCAGUCAUCAAGGAGGCCAGUCAAAACGACGACAACAACCACAUCUCGUCCUGUUGACACAACCAACAAAUAUUAUCACCCAGCCGAAGUAAAGGAACCCCGAGUAAUUGAGCAAAUGGACCAGCGUUACGUGGAUGGCAAUUACGAAUACAAAUAUGUCCUCAGCAAUGGUGUAUCGCGGCAUGAAAAGUCAUUUUGGGUUCCAAUGGGAAAGUCGAAAGUUAUGGGCCGCAAGGGUUACUAUUCCCAUCCUCUGACAAAUGGAAAAUACUUGACCGUCUUUUAUUCCUCCGAUGACAAGGGUUAUCAUCAGGAUUCUGCCACCUAUUCGGAUAGGGCCCCCGUAUUGCCGCGUAGUUUGGAUGUGCCGCAUUACGAUUUACCCGUGGAGACCACAACCGUUGCUGCCAACAAACAGAAACAAAAAACCAAGAGACCCACACGUAAACCACAGGCAUUCUAAUAGCGACACCCAACCCCCGAAGAGUACACCACAUUCUCAGCCAGCUGCACCACACCACCGCUAAGUGGUUUACACCACCACUGCUCGCAAUAAUUCCAUUCCAAACACAAUAAUCAUGCCAGCCCCGCAAACACCAGCAAACAUUGAGCGUCUGUCACGGAAACAAAAGCGAAAUCAAUGAAGUUGCCAGCCAGCAGAGUUGACUCUGGGAUGGAUAGCCGCUUUGAAUCUCAGUUGAGCACUUGCCAAGGGAAAUAUUUGUACAACCGCACUCCUACACCCACACGCAAACACCCUCUCUCUCAUACUCUUCUCGCCCACCUAAACUUGUUUAAAUAGAUAAAAUAUGCAACAACAACAACAACA